Molecule: messenger RNA, 2262 nt
Organism: Closterium sp. Yama58-4
Lineage: Eukaryota; Viridiplantae; Streptophyta; Zygnematophyceae; Desmidiales; Closteriaceae
Source: the annotation of a GenBank genome assembly
AUGCUGCUGCUAGCGCGAUACUGUCUCUUCGGGGCUGCGACGUUCGCGCACGAAUCCUUCGUUUCGUCAUCCACCCCAAUUAGCUGCAUUUCUCGCGUUCCUCUUCGCGAAUCCUGCUUGCCUCUCGUCUAUUUCGUCACGAGCUUUGCCGAUAUGUUGACUCGAUCCCCGCCAAUCUCCCCCCGGUUCCGCUCGCCUCUCGGCGACUCCCCUUUAGCUUCCCCUUUCGUCGCAAAUUCCGCCGCAAAUCCCGCCGCAAAUCCCGCCGCGUCUCCCGCCGGCUCCGUUCGUCACGGUGGACCGAAACUGGUUCUCGUCGGCGUGACUCUGCACCAAUCAGGAGGCUCCUUUUGGGGGGUGCGCGGAGGAAGCGGACGAGAUGCGGGGGGAGGCGGAGCCGGGAGCGCGGGUGUGACUGUAUCGAAGGAUGGACUGGCGCUGGUGGAUUUCGCUUUAUCGAGGCUGGUUGUACCGGGGGAUAGGGUGGUGGCGCUGGUGAUACAAACGGGGGGAGAGAAGGGGGAGAAGGGGGAGAAGGAGCGGGGGGAGCAGGGGGAUAUAGAGGCGCGGAGGGUGGUGCUGGCGGCGCUGCAGCCACUGGCGGAAGUGGCUUCCGCCAAGCAGGUCAGGGUGGAGGUGUGUGUGUGUUGGGCAGCAGACGUGCCUCAGGGCCUUUUGCAGGGCGCGUUGACACUGGGAGCAGGGAUUGUGGUGCUGGGCGCGGCCAAGAAAGGAAGCCUGGGCUUUAAGAGUUCAUCCAUCUCCUCAGCUACUCAAGAAACCGUCGCUCAUCUCGCCCGUCAUCUCCCCACCACCACCAAAGUCAUGCUCGUCUCCCACGGCGCCUGCUCCCUCUCCAAAUCCGGAGAGCUCUCCACCGCUCCCAACCCCUUUCCUUCUCCUCUGCACCCUUCUGCAUCGCCUGUCUCUCCCCUCUCUGCUCUAAACACCCCUUUGGCUGUCUCUGCUGCUUCUACUGCCGCAUAUACCCCUUCCCCUGGUUCUGCAUCCCCUUUAAGAGCUGACCCGUUAAGAGCUGACCCGAGAGAGUGCCAGGCUGUUGGGAGUGGGUCUGAUUCGCGGGGGGGGAGCGGGGACAGAGGGGAGGGAGGGGAGGGAGAAGGGAGGGGAGCAGCAGCAGCAGCAGCAGCAGAUGGGGGAUGGAAACAAGACCCUACUGUGCUCCUCUCCCCCAACCCUCUCCACCCCUCCACCGACCUCCUCCCCCCUCCCCCACCUUCGGAAAUUCUUCGGGAGGUGUACGGGAGAGAAGAGUAUGGGGAGCAAGAGUUUACACUUGAACAGAUAUUGCAAGCAACUGAUAAUUUCAACCCGAAGAAUGUUCUGGGGGAGGGCGGAUCUGGGCAGGUUUUUCUGGGGACGAUUACAAUGGCUGUUCCAGAUUUUGGGGGAGGAGUGGAAGGUGGGAGCGGGAGAAUGAAGGAGAUUCUUGCGGGCAGCAAGCAAAAAGUUGCGGUGAAGCGGUUGCGCUGGUGGGGGCCUGCCCUGGCCGAAAAAAAGUGUGCGGUCAACACGAAACAAUUCCUCACGGAGCUUCGGGUGGUCCGGAAGGUUCGGCACCCGAACCUGCUGCGCAUGCUCGGCGCAUGCGUGACAGCUGGCGAGCUCCUAAUGGUCUUUGACUACCUCCCGAACGGCGCGCUCGACAUGCGGUUACGGGAUAACCGCAAGCCGCCGCUGACGUGGCAGCAGCGGCUGGAGAUUGCUAGCGGGGCGGCGAGGGGUUUGGCGUUUCUGCACAGUGGGUGUCGCCCUCCUAUCAUUCACCGGGAUGUGAAGUCAGGGAACAUCUUGCUAGAUGAGGACUUGGAACCCGUGGUGUCUGAUUUUGGUUUGGCGAAAGUUGCACCGGAGCACUUCACACAACCAAUGACCGUCACAGCCAUUAUGGGCACACAGGGGUACGUGGCACCUGAAUACGUGCGAACAGGCAAGAUCACAGAAGCAGUGGACGUGUUUGCAUUCGGAGUGGUGUUGCUAGAGCUCAUCACAGGGCACAUCCCCUUCCAUCCUUCUAGGACACCGGCCUACCUCUUUGCGUGGGCAAUCCCAGUGGCCAAGGCAGGCGAAUUCCACAGGCUAGUAGACUACCGUCUAGAGGGCCGGUACGACCCGAGCCAGCUGCAGGCAGUGGCGAUGCUGGCUGUGAUCUGCCUUGCCCCCAACCCGAAAGACCGACCCGUCAUGGCUGAUGUCGCCAAGUGGUUGACUUCGUGGGUGGGGCAUAAAUCCACUGCCUGA